Molecule: messenger RNA, 2087 nt
Organism: Striga asiatica
Lineage: Eukaryota; Viridiplantae; Streptophyta; Magnoliopsida; Lamiales; Orobanchaceae
Source: the annotation of a GenBank genome assembly
CAAAUACAUACAAAUCCACGCCAAAGCCCAAACCCAAAUAAUUAUAUAAAGAAAGGCUUAUGCCCAAGGCAAUGUCAAGAAGGUUGAACUGGAUGGGCCACGCGAAUUUGGGCUUUCAUAAAAAAUGGAUCCAGAAACAUAAAUAAACAUGGAGUCCACAAAACCAAAGAAUAUGUUGUUAAAUGACCAUAACACCCUUGUUUUGCAGAACUAUUUUUCGCUUUCCCCACGGCACCACGAGAUUGUUCUUUGUACACAGUCACGGCAAAAUCACAACAUUCAAACCGACUCGCGCAUAAAUCAUCUCAAUCAGCCACCGCCAUCGCCGUUUUCUCCGAUCAACAGGCCGUAGUAUGUGUAAAAUACCCGUCAGACUGCUUUUCAACAGCUUGGAUUUGAGCAGGAGAUUGAGGCUGUUGAAGAAAGAAGGUCUGUUCCCGAGGUGCUCGUACAGUAUUCUGAACCGCUUCCAGAGGUCGACCGCCGGCGGCGAUGGAUUGAGGAACAGCAAAUGCGAUGUUAAGUUGGAAAGUGAUGUCGCGAACAGUCAUAUCUCGUCGGAGGAUGAAUUGGGCGGUUAUGGCGAUCGGUGGAAGCCUGAAAUUGCUUGGCUGGGUAAAGCUCUCGAGCCGGCUUUGCAGCUGUACAAAUGGGCUCUUCCAACAGGUAGUGGGAUUGAACUGAAGCCGCCACCCACUGAUAGGUCCCUUUCCGAGAUUUUUGCAAGCAUACAAAGGAGUAAGCUUGGAAUUCAGGAUUGGAGUCUCAGUGAUCUUACUAUUGGCUUGUACCUCCUGUAUCUUAGGCAAGCAUCCACAACUUCUGUUGAAGAUGUGAAGGGUGAAAUUGUCUCGUCGGAACUCAUGGUUCAGGAUUUCAUAUACCACACGGAACUAGCAAAGGGUGCUUACAAAGAUAAUGCAGCUGGUCUGGCAAGGAAUAGCAUGAUCAGAGAAAAAAAUGUAAUCAAGUUUGUUAAGAACUCCAGCGUGCUGAGACCUGGGUAUUAUAUAGGAAUCGACACGCGGAGAAAACUCGUCAUCCUUGGUAUACGUGGGACCCACACAGUAUAUGACCUCAUCACUGACAUCAUAUCUUCUGGCCAUGAGGAUAUCACAACAGAAGGUUAUUCGACACACUUUGGCACCGCUGAGGCAGCUCGUUGGUUUCUGAAUCACGAGAUGGAUACUAUCAGAAAGUGCCUAGACAAACACAAGGGUUUUAGACUGAGGCUCGUUGGUCAUUCUCUCGGAGGUGCAACUGCUUCAUUGCUUGCGAUUAAACUUAAGAAAAAGUCAAUGAAGGAGCUUGGGUUCAGUCCUGAUAUAAUCUCAGCCAUUGGAUAUGCCACCCCUCCUUGUGUCUCCAAAGAUUUAGCUGAAAGUUGCUACGAUUUUGUGACUACGAUUGUCAUGCAGGAUGAUAUUGUCCCGAGAUUGAGUGUUUCUUCUUUGACAAGAUUGAGGAAUGAAAUUGUUGAAACUGAUUGGGAAAGUGUUUUCAGUAAAGAAGAUUGGAAAGGUGUAAUAGAUCUGGUUGCUAAUGCAAAGCAAGUUGUAACCUCUGUACAAGAUGUAGCUCGUAAAUUUGCCGAGUAUGCUAAAUUCAGAGGACACUCAAAAUUUUCUGAGAUACCCACGAAGAAGAGGGAAAUUCCAAUUGCCACUAGUUCUAAUAAGUACUCAGAUGAUAAAGCUGGACUUGAAAAACGAGCAGCCAGCAAAGCAACUGAGGAUUUGUUUGUGCCUGGGACUGUCUACUACUUAAAACGGAAUGUGGAUUCUGAAGGCAAUCGCAAACGAAUUGAAUACUUCACUCUGUUGAGAAGAAACCCAGGUGAGCAUUUUCAAAGGAUACUGCUUUCUAGCAACUUAAUUUCAGACCACAAAUGUGAUAGCCAUUAUUAUGCUCUGAGGGACGUACUUAAAGGUUUGCCGAGUUCUUUGGAUGAUAGAACAAUCAGUCAAUAGCUGAAUUUAUUUUUAUGUUUUUUGGGUUUCAUUGUUGUACAUUAUCUUAAUAUUGUGCUAGAUGGAUUCAAGUAAAAUUUUGUUUCCUUUUGCAACAGUAUAUAGAAUCUAAGUACU